Messenger RNA from Echinops telfairi (small Madagascar hedgehog), 945 nucleotides. Its product is annotated as olfactory receptor 1009-like. Gene Ontology annotation, biological process: sensory perception of smell; G protein-coupled receptor signaling pathway. Lineage: Eukaryota; Metazoa; Chordata; Mammalia; Afrosoricida; Tenrecidae. Gene Ontology annotation, molecular function: G protein-coupled receptor activity; olfactory receptor activity; odorant binding. The record is from RefSeq and is a predicted model, not a curated record. Gene Ontology annotation, cellular component: membrane. The coding region runs from base 1 to 945 and encodes 314 amino acids. The transcript has a single exon.
AUGGCUGAAGAAAACGACACCAGGAUCACAGAGUUCGUUUUCACAGGGUUGAAGUACCAUCCCCGAGUGCAGGUCCUCCUUUUCUUGCUCUUCUUGCUGUUUUACCUGAUCACUGUGACAGGAAACCUGGGCAUGAUUAUUCUCAUACGGAUCGACUCACGGCUUCACACACCCAUGUACUUUUUUCUCAGCCACCUGUCUUUUGUGGACAUCUGUUUUUCCUCAGUGGUUGGCCCCAAGAUGCUCACCGACUUCUUCGAAGAAAGGAAAGUCAUCUCUUUCCUGGGAUGUGCCUUGCAGCAGUGGUUCUUUGGGUUCUUUGUGGCCACUGAGUGCCUUCUCUUGGCGUCCAUGGCCUAUGACCGCUAUGUGGCCAUCUGCAACCCAUUAUUGUAUUCAGUUGUCAUGUCCCAGAGACUCUGUGUCCAGCUGGUGGCUGGUCCCUAUGUCAUUGGGUUCAUGAACACGAUGACUCACACAAUGAAUGCAUUUCGCCAACCUUUCUGUGGCCCCAAUGUUAUCAAUCAUUUCUUCUGUGACAUAUCUCCUCUUCUCUCUCUUGUAUGUGCUGAUAUAUGGAUUGAUAAGUUGUUGGUGUUCAUUGUGGCUGGAGCUGUGCUUGUUGUCAGUAGCCUGACCAUUACAAUCUCCUAUUUUUAUAUCCUUCUUGCCAUUCUGAGGAUCCGAUCCACUGAUGGGAGAUAUAAAGCCUUUUCCACCUGCUCUUCCCACAUCACAGCGGUUUCCAUCUUGUACGGCACUCUCUUCUUUAUCUAUGUGCGUCCAGGUGCCAUAUUCUCUCUAGAUCUCAAUAAAGUGGUAGCCGUGUUCUACACGGCCGUGAUUCCCAUGCUGAACCCCCUCAUCUACAGCCUGAGAAAUAAAGAGGUGAAAGAUGCCAUGCAUAGGACGAUCAGCAGGAGGAAGUUUUGCAUCAAAAAGUGA